GUCGCACGGAGCGAUCGUUCCCGCACCCCGGGCGCAGCAGAGCUCGCCCCAGUAGCAGCCCUGCCUGCGGGGCCAGGAUUACCGCACGCCCGCCGCUUGGCGGAGAAGGCACCCGCUUGCAGCCCGGGCAGCAGCCGGAGCCCGUGUCCGGGCGUGGGGACCCCCGGUCCCAGAGCUGCGAUGGAGCGCAGGGUGGUGCUGGCGCUGCUGCUGUGGCUGGGGACCCGGCCGGCUCCAGGCUUGUUCAUUUCUCCGGAUCAACCAAGUCUUAGCAUCCAAAAAGAUAUCCUUACAAUAACUGCAAAUGAUACUCUAAAUAUUACUUGCAGUGGUCAAAGAGCUUUGGAGUGGCUGUUGCCUAACAAUCAGAGCAGUUCUGAGAAACAUGUUGCAGUGACUGACUGCAGGGACGGCCCCUAUUGUAAGAUGCUCACUCUUACAAAAGUAAUAGGGAAUGACACUGGGGACUACAAGUGCUUUUACAGAGACACCCAGGCAACUACAAGCAUUUAUGUCUAUGUUCAAGAUUACAGAUCUCCAUUUGUGACUUCAGUUAGUGACCAACUUCAUGUUAUAUACAUUACUGGGAACAAAACAGUGCUGAUUCCAUGUCUUGGAUCCAUAUCAAAUCUCAAUGUAUCACUUUAUGCGAGGUAUCCAGAAAAGUUAUUUGUUCCUGAUGGUAAAUCAAUCUCAUGGGAUAAUAAAAAAGGCUUCACUAUUCCCAGUAACCUGAUCAGCUAUGCGGGCAUGGUCUUCUGCGAAGCUAAAAUAGAUGAUGAAAGUUACCAGUCUGUGAUGUACAUAGUUGUGGUUGUAGGAUACAGAAUUUAUGACUUAACUAUGAACCCUCAUCACCAAAUAGAGCUGGCAGCAGGGGAGAAACUAGUUCUAAAUUGUACUGUGAGGACGGAGCCAAAUGUUGGAAUUGAUUUCAAAUGGGAUUACCCUUCCGUUAAGGGAAAACGUGCUACAGUCAGAGACUUAAAAACAUCAUCAGGGAAUGAGCCGAAGAAGUUCGUAAGCACUCUUACCAUAGACCAUGUGACCUUAAAUGAUAGAGGCCGAUACAACUGCACAGCAUUCAGUGGCCUUAUGACAAAGAAAAACAGCACAUAUGUCAUUGUCCAUGAAAAACCUUUUAUCCGUUUGGACAGAAUGGGGUCUGUGGUGGAGACAAGGGUAGGAGACCAAGUCAAAAUCCCUGUGAGAUUUACAGGCUAUCCUCCACCAGAAGCAAAAUGGUAUAAAAAUGGAAAAGCCAUCAGCACAAAUCAUACCAUUAAACUUGGUUACACGUUAACAAUUACUGAGGCAAGUGAAAAGGAUGCUGGGAAUUACACCAUUGUACUUACAAACCCCAUUAACAAGGAGCAACAGAGACACACAUUUAACCUGGCUGUGAAUGUUCCACCUCAGAUUGGGGAGAAUGCUUUGUUGGCUCCUGUUGAUUCCUACAAGUAUGCAACUACUCAAGUCCUAACCUGCACAGUCUAUGCCAUUCCGGCCCCAGUCAAUAUCCAGUGGUACUGGCAGUUAGAGGAACAGUGUACAUUCCGCCCUAAUCAAGUUGGUUUGGGAAUCAAUCCUUAUGCAUGUAAGAAAUGGAAAGACAUCACGGACAGAAAGGGCGGAAAUCGGAUUGAAAGAAUUAAAAAUCAGUUUGUUGCUAUUGCUGGGAAAAUGAAGACUGUAAGCACCCUUGUGAUUCAAGCAGCAAAUGUGUCAGCUUUGUACAGAUGUGUGGCUACCAACAAAGCUGGAGUGGGUGAGAGGGUUAUCUCCUUUCAUGUUACCAGGGGUCUUGAAAUUAACCUUCAACCUAGAAACCAACCCACUGAAAAGGAUAACAUGUCCUUGCAGUGCACUGCGGACAAAUUCACCUUUGAAAACCUUACCUGGUAUAAACUGAGUCCUCGCACCUCACAGAGGCCCCUUGGGGGGUUGCCAAUGCCUGUGUGCAGGAACCCGGAUGAUCUUCUGAAGCUGAAUGCCACAGUUUCCAAUAGCAAUGGUGAAAAUGUUACCUUAGAGCUCAUUCUCCGUAACAUUUCUCUUCGAGAUCGAGGGGAUUACGUUUGCAUAGCCCAGGACAAAAAGACUAAAACGCAACACUGUCUCGUCAAGCACCUCACUGUUCAAGAGCCUGUGGCCCCCACAUUGAUAGAGAGCCUGGAGAAUCAAACAGCAAACAUUGGUGAAACCAUAGAAGUAUCAUGCCCAGCAAAUGGAAUUCCUCCUCCACACAUCACAUGGUUUAAAAACAAUGAAACCCUUGUUGAAGACUCAGGUAUUGUUGUGAAAGAUGGGAACAAAACUCUAACCAUACGCAGGAUAAGGAAAGAAGAUGGAGGUCUCUACACCUGCCUUGCCUGCAAUGUCCUCGGAUGCAAAAAAGCAGUAACUUUUUUUGCAGUAGAAGGCGCCGAAGAGAAAAUGAACCUGGAGCUCAUUAUCCUGGUUGGGACUGCAGUGAUUGCCAUGUUCUUCUGGUUGCUUCUUGUAAUCAUUCUCCGGACCGUUAAACGGGCCAGUGGAGGGGAACUAAAGACUGGCUACUUGUCAAUCAUCAUGGAUCCUGAUGAAGUUCCUAUGGAUGAGCAGUGUGAACGUCUCCCCUAUGAUGCCAGCAAGUGGGAGUUUCCUAGAGACCGGCUAAAGCUAGGUAAACCCCUUGGGCGUGGAGCAUUUGGUCAAGUCAUAGAAGCAGAUGCAUUUGGAAUUGACAAAACUGCUACCUGCAAAACUGUUGCAGUAAAAAUGCUGAAAGAGGGUGCUACACAUAGUGAACACCGGGCACUUAUGUCAGAGCUCAAGAUCCUCAUUCAUAUUGGUCAUCAUCUAAAUGUUGUCAAUUUACUUGGUGCCUGCACAAAACCAGGAGGCCCGCUUAUGGUGAUUGUGGAAUACUGCAAGUUUGGAAACUUGUCAACUUACUUAAGGAGCAAGAGAAGUGAAUUUGUUCCAUACAAGACUAAAAAUGCCAGAUUUAGGCAGGGAAAAGAAAACUACGUCAGUGAAAUCUCAGCGGACUUGAAGCGACGCUUAGACAGCAUCACAAGCAGCCAGAGCUCGACGAGCUCGGGUUUUGUGGAGGAGAGAUCCCUUAGUGACGUAGAGGAAGAAGAAGCUUCUGAAGACCUUUGCAAGAACCCUCUGAGCAUGGAGGACCUUAUCUGUUAUAGCUUCCAGGUGGCCAGAGGGAUGGAGUUCUUGGCUUCACGCAAAUGCAUCCAUAGGGACCUGGCUGCUCGUAAUAUCCUCUUAUCACAGAAUAACGUGGUCAAAAUCUGUGAUUUUGGCUUGGCGCGAGACAUCUACAAAGACCCAGAUUAUGUCAGGAAAGGAGAUGCCAGAUUACCCCUAAAAUGGAUGGCACCAGAAACCAUUUUUGAUAGAGUGUAUACCAUUCAGAGUGACGUAUGGUCCUUUGGCAUUCUGCUAUGGGAGAUAUUUUCAUUAGGAGCUUCGCCAUAUCCUGGUGUAAAAAUUGAUGAGGAGUUUUGUAGAAGACUGAAAGAAGGAACAAGGAUGAGAGCACCAGACUAUACAACACCAGAAAUAUAUCAGACAAUGCUGGACUGCUGGCAUGGAGAACCUAAGCAAAGACCUUCUUUUUCUGAAUUAGUGGAGCACCUGGGAAACUUACUGCAAGCCAAUGUUCGUCAGGAUGGUAAAGAUUACAUUGUCCUUCCUCUAACGGUAUCACUGAACAUGGAUGAGGAUUCUGGACUCUCUUUGCCAACCUCACCUGUUUCCUGUAUGGCGGAAGAGGAAGUCUGCGAUCCUAAAUUCCAUUAUGACAACACAGCAGGAAUUAGUCCGUACCGACAAGGUAGUAAACGAAAAAGCCGACCUGUGAGUGUGAAGACAUUUGAAGAUGUGCCCGUAGUACCUGCUGUAAAAGUUGUUCAAGAUGACAAUCAGACAGACAGUGGGAUGGUUCUUGCAUCUGAAGAGCUGAAGACACUGGAAGACAGAGCUCAGCAAGUGACAGUUCCCUUUAGUGUGCUGGUGCCCAGUAAAAGUAAUGAAUCUGUGAUGUCCGAAGCCUCAAACCAGACGAGUGGCUACCAGUCAGGAUAUCAUUCUGAUGACAUGGACACCACAGUUUACUCUAGUGAAGAGACAGAACUAUUGAGCAUCAGAGAAGACACACCUCAAACGUGCUGCACACAGACACUUACCUACGACACUGGUGUUUCACUCAGCUCACCUACUGUUUAGAACAAAACAAACAACAGGAAAUCAUAUGGAACAUUCCUGUAUUUCUUAGACUGUGUAUUCAGGGCUUAUGCACAGGACACCUGCUUUCACAAGAAGGACACGAGUAUCACGUAGCAAACUGAGCAGUGAUGAGCCACAAGACGCUUGUUCAAGAGACAUCGGUAGCUCAUGAUAAGUUGCAGAGCGCUGUCACUGCCGUGAACAUAUGUAUUUUGUUUCUCUGAUUACAAAGUCGGGUUGUGGACUUUGAGACCCAAAUGAAACACAUGUUGACACUAAGUGUCUAUCCAAUAGUGUAAAGACUACAGGCAAUGGAAUAGCAUUCAGCAGGGCACUUUGUGCUUCCAAUUAUAUGAAAUAAAGCUCCAGCCAUG
Terrapene triunguis (Three-toed box turtle) is the source of this 4601-nucleotide messenger RNA. RefSeq names its product kinase insert domain receptor (gene KDR). The record is from RefSeq and is a predicted model, not a curated record. NCBI's taxonomy places the organism in Eukaryota, Metazoa, Chordata, Testudines, Emydidae. Gene Ontology annotation, molecular function: vascular endothelial growth factor receptor activity; growth factor binding; ATP binding. The coding region runs from base 181 to 4227 and encodes 1348 amino acids. Gene Ontology annotation, cellular component: membrane; signaling receptor complex. Gene Ontology annotation, biological process: positive regulation of kinase activity; angiogenesis; endothelial cell differentiation. The transcript is spliced from 30 exons.